Molecule: messenger RNA, 756 nt
Organism: Fraxinus pennsylvanica
Lineage: Eukaryota; Viridiplantae; Streptophyta; Magnoliopsida; Lamiales; Oleaceae
Source: the annotation of a GenBank genome assembly
AUGUGCUGUGAUCAGGGAAAUCAGAAGCCUGCAUGGUUGGAAGCUCUAUAUGUGCAGAAUUUUUUUGUGCCUUGCUCAAUUCAUGAAACUGCCAAGAAAAAUGAGAAAAAUAUUUGCUGUUUGGAUUGUUGUACAAGUAUUUGCCCUCACUGUGUUCUUUCUCAUCGCUACCAUAGACUUAUGCAAAUUCGACGUUACGUGUAUCACGAAGUCCUUCGAUUAGAAGACCUGGAGAGGCUUAUCGACUGCUCGAAUAUUCAGGCCUACACUAUAAAUGCUGCAAAAGUGGUGUUCAUUAAAAAAAGACCUCAAAACAGACAGUUUAAAGGGUCUGGAAAUUAUUGCACUUCCUGUGAUAGAAGCCUCCAAGAACCCUAUAUCCAUUGCUCUCUAGGCUGCAAGGUUGAUUUUGUUCUUAAACACUACGAUGGCCUGUCUCCCUUCCUAAGAGUCUGCAAAACUUUGCAACUUAGUCCAGAUGUCUUCAUCCCUCAAGAUAUAGGAGAUGAUGAGAUGACAAACGAAACCCAACAUUCUACGAUUGUAGACUGUACUAUCGAAGAUCAUGAUCAUAAUUCUUCAUCAGACGGCUCAGAGAACACCAGCUUCGUUUGCACUGAUUAUGUCAAAAAGAAGAGAAGCACUGGAUUAUAUGUCUGUGGAAGAUUAGUCGAUAAGAUAAUUACAGAAGAGGACAUGGCUACAAGUAUGAUCAGUAGAAGAAAAGGGAUUCCUCGUAGAUCACCCCUGCGUUAG